Myiozetetes cayanensis is the source of this 2497-nucleotide messenger RNA. It is a transcript of the gene CNGB3, whose product is annotated as cyclic nucleotide gated channel subunit beta 3. Lineage: Eukaryota; Metazoa; Chordata; Aves; Passeriformes; Tyrannidae. Gene Ontology annotation, biological process: monoatomic cation transmembrane transport. The transcript has 18 exons. The coding region runs from base 8 to 2341 and encodes 777 amino acids. The record is from RefSeq and is a predicted model, not a curated record. Gene Ontology annotation, molecular function: cGMP binding; intracellularly cGMP-activated cation channel activity; intracellularly cAMP-activated cation channel activity. Gene Ontology annotation, cellular component: plasma membrane; photoreceptor outer segment; intracellular cyclic nucleotide activated cation channel complex.
AGGCAAGAUGUUUAGAAAACUAAGAUCAGUUUUUUCUAGACCAAAAUUAGCGCCUGCAGUAACAGAUGGCAAGAAUGAAGAUGCCCCUCCACCAUCUAAGGCAUCAGCAGGCCAGGAUGAAAAUACAACAACAAAUGAACCACAGAAAGCAGAGGCCAAUAAUAAAGCAGAACCAGUAUCAAAGCAACAAGCUACAGAAACAGCAAAAGCACCAGAGCCUUCAAAAACCGAAAACUCAACUGAACCAGCUAAGACAACUCAACAGGAAAAGCAGCAACUCCAAGAUGGGAAAGAAGAUGCUAACACACAGAAGCCAACACCUUCAGAUUUCCAGAGAAAUGAGUAUGCUGAGGCCCAGCUUCAAGAGAUUUUAAAAAAAUUACGGGAAAGGGCAACUGUCUAUAAGGAAAAACUGAAUGACCCAGUGCUGUCUUCACCUGAAGGCAGUCCUACAGCUUCACCAAAGAAACCACCCCCACCAAAAGAAGAAAAAAAAGAAGAAAAAAAAGAAGAAAAAAAAGAGGAGGCAGAAGCAAAGCCAGAGGAGGAUCAUUACUGCGAUAUGCUGUGCUGUAAAUUCAAGAAACCUCCACUGAAAAAAUACAUGGAGAAACUGCAGCUACCAGACACCAUAGACUCAUACACAGAUCGCCGUUACGUAGGAUGGCUCAUGCUUGUGACAAUCGCCUAUAAUUGGAAUUGCUGGUUUAUUCCCCUUCGCUAUGUGUUCCCAUAUCAAACCCCAAGUAACAUAAUAUAUUGGUUUGCCAUUGAUGUCAUUUGUGAUAUCUGCUACCUCUGUGAUUUACUGAUUUUCCAGCCCCGAGUGCGAUUUAUAAAAGGGGGAGAUAUAAUAACAGACAAAGUGGAAACAAAGAAAUUCUACCGCAGCUCGGUAAAGUUUCAGCUUGAUGUGAUAUCAGUAUUGCCAUCUGACAUUUUAUACUUCUUCUUUGGAUUUAAUCCAGCACUUAGAGUAAACAGGAUGCUAAAGCAUAACACAUUCUUUGAGUUUAAUGAUCGUUUGGAAGCUAUUAUGGAAAAAGCAUACAUCUACAGGGUCAUUCGAACAACUGGAUACCUGCUGUUUAUCUUACACCUUAAUGCAUGCCUCUAUUAUUGGGCUUCAGACUAUGAAGGAAUUGGCUCCACUAGAUGGGUGUAUGAUGGCGAAGGAAACAUGUAUCUGAGGUGUUACUACUGGGCAGUUCGCAGCCUAAUCACCAUCGGUGGCCUUGCAGAACCACAAACGCUGUUUGAGAUAAUCUUUCAACUGCUGAAUUAUUUCAUGGGUGUCUUUGUCUUCUCCAGUUUAAUUGGUCAGAUGAGAGAUGUAAUUGGAGCAGCAACGGCAGGACAGAACUACUUUCGCUCCUGUGUGGACAAUACUGUCUCCUAUAUGAAUACUUAUUCUAUUCCAAGAUUGGUCCAAAAUCGUGUUCGAACUUGGUAUGAAUACACAUGGGACUCUCAGGGAAUGCUGGAUGAAUCAGAAUUACUGGAGCAGAUGCCAACAAAAAUGCAGUUAGCCAUUGCAAUUGAUGUGAACUUUGCCAUUGUCAAUAAAGUGGACUUAUUCAAAGGCUGUGAUACCCAGAUGAUAUAUGACAUGCUGCUAAGGUUGAAAUCCAUUGUGUAUCUACCUGGUGACUUUGUCUGCAAAAAGGGAGAGAUUGGCAGAGAGAUGUACAUCAUCAAACAGGGUGAAGUUCAAGUCCUUGGAGGUCCUGAUGGUACAAAAGUACUGGUUACACUAAAAGCAGGAGCUGUAUUUGGGGAGAUCAGCCUACUUGCUGCAGGUGGAGGAAAUCGAAGGACUGCCAAUGUGGUGGCUCACGGUUUUGCCAACCUUUUCAUUCUGGACAAGAAAACACUAAAUGACAUCUUGAGGCACUACCCUGACUCAGAAAAGCUUCUCAUGAAGAAAGCAAAGGUGCUGCUGAAGCAGAAGGGGAAACCUCCUCCAGGACCACCAGUGCCUCAACCACGAGGCUUGGCUGGUCUCUUUGGGCAGAAACAGGAAACUCCAAAAUUGUUUAAAGCAAUGCUUGGAGUAAAAGGAAAAGAUGGCCUUGCUAAGCUGCUGCAGCUGAAGAGACAACAAGAAGUUGAGGAAGCUGAAACGGAGACUAAGCCUAAAGAAGAGGAGAAGAUGCCUGAGAAGCCUGCUGCCUCCUCUGCACCCCCUGCUCCAAAGAAAGAGCCAAAGGCAGAUGCUAAGCCUGCAGUUAUGCAGAGACGAGCCAGUAAGGAGUCUCUGAUCAUUAGUAUGUCACCGUCCUCCAGAGCAGGAGAAGGAGAGAUCCUUAAAGUUGAAAUUAAAGAGACACAAAAGAAAUAGAUGAUGCUUUGGGUUGUGGCCCCCUCUAUUGUCUUGCUGAAUUCAAGCUUCUGAAUUCAGGGCUGGUGUGACUUUGCUUUUGGAUACAGAAGAUAAAAGUAGAGACUACCCAUGAGAAAAAUCUACUCCAGCUCCUCUUCUUCUUUCCCUCCUCUC